Molecule: messenger RNA, 933 nt
Organism: Musca domestica (house fly)
Lineage: Eukaryota; Metazoa; Arthropoda; Insecta; Diptera; Muscidae
Gene: Sbds
Product: ribosome maturation protein SBDS
Exons: 2
Coding region: 81-842 (253 amino acids)
Biological process (GO): ribosome biogenesis; cytosolic ribosome assembly
Source: RefSeq, a predicted model, not a curated record
CUUUCAAUGAAUAUUCACAUUGAACUAGAAUUGAAUUUUAAAUAAAUAACACAACAUUUGUAAAAUAAGAGGACAGCACAAUGUCGAAAAUAUUCACACCAACGAAUCAAAUACGCCUUACAAAUGUAGCUGUAGUCCGUCUAAAGAAGGGAGGAAAACGUUUUGAGAUAGCCUGCUAUAAAAACAAAGUUUUGAGCUGGAGAAGUAAUGUAGAGAAAGACAUUGAUGAAGUCCUACAGACGCACACAGUUUUCACAAACGUUUCCAAGGGCCAGGCUGCCAAAAAGGAUGAACUGCAAAAAGCAUUUGGUAAAACGGAUGAGACUGAAAUAUGCAAAGAAAUUCUCAUGAAAGGUGAGCUGCAGGUUUCGGAAAAAGAACGACAGUCCGUACAUGAUACACAAUUAAACAGCAUAAUAAACAGUGUUGCUGCGCUAUGUGUAAAUCCCGAAACACGUCGACCCUACCCCACUACAAUUAUCGAGAAAUCUCUAAAAGAGGCACACUUUUCAAUAAAACCAAAUCGUAAUACAAAACAACAAACACUGGAUGCGAUUAAAUUAUUAAAAGAUCACAUGCCAAUUGAACGCUCCCGCAUGAAGCUACGAGUUUCGUUUGCAGCCAAAAAGGAUAAUGGACCAAAAUUAAAGGAAGCCAUUGUAAAGUUGGCAGCUUCCGUGGAACACGAAGAAUGGGACGAAUCAACAUUGCACAUGACCCUGUUGAUAGAUCCUGGAAAUUAUCGCAUAAUCGAUGAAUUGGUACGCAACGAUACCAAAGGCAAAGGUUUAGUGGAACUGUUGGAACUCAAAGAGGUCAUAGAAACGGAAGAGAUAUUUUAAAGAAUAAAUCUGUAAUUUAUUAUAAUUUUUAUAUAUUUUUGUUUGUUGUCUUUUUAUACAAUACACAUACAAUCAAUAACAUAACAUACAA